Messenger RNA from Talaromyces amestolkiae, 1962 nucleotides. RefSeq lists its product as uncharacterized. NCBI's taxonomy places the organism in Eukaryota, Fungi, Ascomycota, Eurotiomycetes, Eurotiales, Trichocomaceae. The transcript has 6 exons. Bases 1 to 1962 code for a protein of 653 amino acids. Gene Ontology annotation, cellular component: membrane. The record is from RefSeq and is a predicted model, not a curated record.
AUGUGCACUGUUGACGAUUAUUGGGACAUUAUUCGUACUGUUGAACGAGAAGCCACAUCCUUCAACCCGAGAUUUACUGCAAUAUCGCUUGCCAUCAAUUUUCGGAUCCCUUGCAACCCUGGAUAUAUUUUCACUAUUCCAGACGGUCGCUCACCCACAAUCUACGAUCAAAACGGGGACUUGAUCUGGCAAGAACAGCGCAAUGCAUUAACUCAAAACCUCCGCGUGCAGACCUUUCGCGGUCAGGAGUACCUCACAUAUUGGACAAAAGAGCUAUUUGGCCCUGGUCGCUAUUAUAUGCUUGAUUCUACCUAUACUGAAAGGUAUAUCGUUGCUCCCGUCGGCACGAUAAUUGACUCGCUGCACGAUUUUACAGUAACAGGCCACGAUACUGCCCUGAUAGCAGCACACUACAAACGCCGAGCUGAUCUCUCCGCUCUCGGUGGGCCUGAGGAAGGAUGGAUUCUGGAUGGAAUAUUUCAAGAAAUCGACAUCGUGACCGGAAAUUUGCUGUAUGAGUGGCGUGCUGCGGAACACGUCGCCAUUACAGACACAUUCAAAUUACUCGAUGAUGGUGAAGGAACGGAGGAUCACCCGUUUGAUUAUUUCCAUAUCAGCGGUGUCGAUCAAGCCCCUUCAGGCGACUACCUCGUUUCAUCGGGGCAGAUGCGCUCUGUGAUGUCGAUUGAUGCCAGUACUGGCCAAGUUCAAUGGAACCUGGGCGGGCACGCAAAUAAAUUUAGGGAUUUUGGUGACCGUCCGGUUGUUGAUUUCACAUGGCCGCAUAAUGCGCGAUGGGCCGAAAAUGAAACUCUGACGGUGAUGGACAAAGGAGGACCAGUCACGAGGAGUCGUGGCAUGACCAUUGAGAUCAMCCCGCAUACGUCGSGAGCCGUUCUGCAAGAAACUUAUAAUGGCCCGACAGAGGUACAGAAGCUCUCUGGAGACAUGCAAAUUUCUCAGAAAACAGGGAAUGUACUCAUUAGCUGGGAGGGAGGUCGUGCGCUCAGUGAGUUUACCUCUGGCGGUAAACUACUAUGCGACCAUCGUCUCCUCGACCCGCUGUCUAUUUUUGACUUCUUGAUGACUACGCCAUCCCGUGCUUCCAAACACACAUGGACCGGCAAGCCACUGACGAAGCCGGUGAUUAAGAUUUCAGGACACAAAUUGCAAGUUCACUGGAAUGGAGCCACUGAAGUCGCUGGAUGGCAGCUUGAUCUUAAGGAAAAGUUUUCCUUAUCCGAAGCUGAUGCUUCCCCUUAUCUUGAGAUUGGCUGCUACAGAAAGACCGGGUUCGAGACUUUGCUUAUUGUCCCACCACUCAAGGGCAAAAGUCGCUAUUUUCUCCGCGUUGCGGCUCUGGACCAGCAGGGACAGAUUCUAGGCUAUACGGAUGAUGUUGAAUGGCAACAGGCGUGGACCGGGAGCGAACUGUCCCAGUCGCAGUUCCGAGUUCUAGCUGGUUGUGACGUGAAAAUGAGCUCCAUAAUCGCAAACCUCGGCCUCACGGCCACAAACUAUACAUCCGCGUUUCUCCUCUGGAACUAUGUCUACGCUUACAUGCUUACAUCCACUCGCGCCCUUAAAUUUCGCGCUGGGAUCGACCACAACGUAAGUCCGCGCUAUGACCUGGCCAAGUAUGGCGAACGCGCCGUCGCAGAGGGCAAAAUGACCCGCAAGCGGCUUGGGCAACUCCAGCGAGCGGCAUCGGCGCAUGCCAACUCUAUCGAGACCUAUACUUUGUUUGCUAGUACCAUCGUUCUGAUGAACGUGGCCAAACUCGAUGCUGAGACGAUCAAUCUUGUUGGCUUGACCUACUCCAUUCUCCGUAUAGGUUAUGUGCAGGCGUACUUCUACAUUGAGGACCACAGGUUGAGCUUUUUACGGUCUAUCCUGUGGCACUUGAACAACUUUAGCUGCUUUUAUGGGAUCUGGUUUGCUGGAAAGGCUCUACAGGCAUAG